This is a messenger RNA of Salmo salar (Atlantic salmon), 10179 nucleotides long. The record is from RefSeq and is a predicted model, not a curated record. Lineage: Eukaryota; Metazoa; Chordata; Actinopteri; Salmoniformes; Salmonidae.
AGCCGCGGCUAUGAGCUCAUUCCUGUCAGCCAAGUGCAGUGAGCAGGGAGAGAGACACUGCUGCUCCCUCAUCUCCUCUCUGGUCCAUCUGAGGGGCUCUAACAGCCCAGCAGGAGACACCAAAUCUGGGCAGGAGCCUUACCACCUCCCCCUUUCUGUCUGCUUGAUCCCCUGGGCCAGGCACUGCGUGCUUAGGGCGUGUGUGUUUGCACGUGUGUGUGUGAGAGAGGAGCCAAGUCGGUCACACAGACAGCAGGAAAACGAGCCGAGACAGCAUCCAUCUACUAUCUACCACGUCAGAACGAGAGGAGAGAGGGAGGAAGGAAGGAUAGAGCGGUAGAAUAAGAGACUGACGGAGGCAUGGAGGAGAGGUGUGUGUCAGCCAUGUGUGUGUGGAGCUGAGGCGUCAGUCACAGGCUCCGGCGAACGGACGGUCGGAGGGAAGGAGGACUGGAAUGUGGAUGUUGUCUGCCUGUCAGAGGGAAACGAAGCUGUGAGCUGGGGCUUAGCAGGCAGAUCUCUCUCUGUGUCUCUGUGUCUCUUUCUCUCCUCCCUGCACACAGAGGAAAGAAACAUUAGCUGCUAGCUCCAUCUCUCCGCUGCUCUGCUCAGCCGACGCUCUAUCUCUCUCUCCCUCUCCUCUCGCAUCCCUUCAUCUCUCUGCUCCAACCACAGUCUACCUGGAAAUGAUCUCACACUGGAUGUUGCAGUCAGACACUGCUUUGCUCGCUGAAUAGCAUCGGCUUGCACUAGGAAUUUACUAAUCAGAGAAAUGCGUCUGGUCCUUUGGAGAGCCAGUGGAUUUUACAGUGAUUCCCGUCCACCACUCGGGUAUAUAGAGUUGGAGUUUUGACACAAGCUCAUCUAAGCAGGCCUGUCAGAGUUGUGUGUCUGCCUGGGGGUUGAGGCUCCCUCCACCGUCCCUCCUCCACCCUCCUCCAUCAACACCACCACCACCAACACCACCGCUGGCUCCUCCACCGCUGGCUCCUCAGCCCAAGCAGAGCUGCUCCACUGCAUCUUUAAUAGACGUCUCUCAACGCAUUGCCUUCCAUGGUUUCUGUCCUGCUCCAGACCCUAUCAUCUUACAUCGUGAAGAUUUGCAAAGGAAUGUUUACAAAGAAAUUGGCGAAUCCCACAAAGAAGAAAGAGAGUAGGGACAAUAAAGAGCCCAAAUUGACCACCACUGAUUUGCGUGACCAAGGUAACCUGACGCCGACACUCUCCACCACUCUGAAAACCACAGUGAAAAAAAUCAGCAAAUGCUCUUCGGCGCGUAACAUCUCUCUUGAAUUAGACGACGGAAAAAACGACUGCUCAUCUCUCUCACCGACUUUCAGUUACCGUGUAGCGAUAGCGAACGGACUCCCGAAAAACGCUCUUCUGCUGAACAAUAAUGAGAGUAUCUUCCAGGAGAUCCUCUCCAUCAAUAGCGAAUACUCUGACUCCCUGAGCGAGGCCAAACCUGUGCGUAGAUUCGAUGAGCAGAAAUCUCACACCAUGCCAGUGAGACGGAACAGGAAGAGCCUCAUUAGUCUGGCGCCCUCCGAUGGCAGCUCAGAGGGUGAGAGGGUGGAGCGCUCAAGUCUGCACACUCUCCGACUUGGCGCAUUACGCAAGCUGAGGAAAUGGAAAAAGAGUCAGGAGUGCGUGUCUUCGGACUCCGAGGUGAGCAACUGGAGGAAGACCCUGGGUAUCCGGAGCAAAUCCCUGGACCGGGCUGGGCGGCAGCAGAAGUCGACCUCUGCCUUAGAAGCCGGCUCCAGCUCUACAGGCUGCAUCAACCAAACCCAGGAUGUGAUGGAGAUGAUCUUUAAGGAGCUGCAGGGCAUCAGCCAGAUCGAGACAGAGCUUUCAGAGCUCAGGGGACACGUCAAUGCCCUGAAGAACUCCAUCGACGAGAUCUCCUCCAGCGUGGAGGUGGUGCAGACCGAGAUCGAACAACUGCGUACUGGCUUCGUCCAGUCCCGUAGAGAGACGCGAGACAUCCACGACUACAUCAAGCAGGUCAGCCACCAGGCCAACAAGGCCAGCCUGAGGUUCAUAAACGUCCCUGAGGAGAAGCUAGAGAAAACUGAGAGUCUCAUCUAUCACAUUCUAAAGGACAAAAUGGGAUUUGUGGAAGCACAUAAAACACUUAAAAUAGAGCUAGCCCAUCGGUUAGGGCAACAAAGAGAAUGUUCCAAUGCAAAACCUAGGCCUAUUAUUGUAAUAUUCUCAACCCCCUCAGAUAGAGAUUUAGUUUUGAAAAAAUGCUACAAACUGAAGGGGACUGGUAUAUCUGUAUCCACUGAUAGCUUAACGACUCAUGACGUGAAGGAAAAGAAAGAUAAAGGAGCAAUGUCCUCUUCUCAAACCUACGAGAGCAUGGACAUUAAGGUCUCAGCCAAGGACAAAGCUGAGAGUGAUGACUGGGACUCUAUGGACAGUGACAAGGAGCUAGAUGAACUAAACAGGAACAAAUAUGCAAUGGUGGUGUCUAAGCCUGUUCACAAACAUAAAGCAGAUAAAAAGAGGCACGGUCACCAUGAGCACGGUAGCCGGUCUGCGGAUGAGGCAGGCUACUCUGCCUCAGUUCACUACGCUGAUGACUCCUAUGAUGAGUCUGACAAAGCCUCCAAGCCCUACUAUGGUGACCUCACCCCCGGCUGGCUCUCUCAGAGUGACUACUCCACCCCCAAGCUCAGCCGCUCCGAGUCUGACUGCUCCAAGCUCUGCCAGUCCUACUCUGAAGACUUCUCAGAGAGCCAGUACUUCAGCCGGCCCAAUGGCAGCUCUCUACUAUCCUCCUCAGACCAGGAGCUGUGGCAGAGGAAGCAGGAGGACAUGGCGUCAUCGUGGUACGCCAGCCAGACCCUCAGCCAGGAGAACCCUCCGUACGCCGAGCCCAACGAGGCUGAGACCACCGAGACCAUCGACAGUGGGGUGAGCAAUGGGCUGGUCUGCAUGUCUGGGGAUAGGAGCCAUUACAGCGGCUCACAGCUGUCUCUGCAGGGAGACCUUUCCCCAUGGAAGGACUGGCCUCACCUGGAGCAGGGAGCAGACUCCGGGCUGGACGCUUCCACAGAGCAGAACCUGGUGUCUGAGGUCAGCAGCCCCUUUGACCCAGCUGCCAUCCCUGGCUUCCCUGAGAACAUCACCAAGUGUCAGGAGGUGGACCUGGCAUUUGAAGGGGAGGAAACUUUCAUGUUGGAUAUGGUGGAAAGCACCCUGUUGGACACCGCCCCGCUGGAAAUCACCCGACUGGAGAGUGCCCGGCUGGGUAGUGCUCCCCCCACUACUCUUUAUACAGCCUCUAUCGUAGCGAAAGAACCUGUUGUAACACCCCCUGUCCAUAAGCCUAAAGCUAAAGAGACUGCUAAAACGCUUCCUAAAGAAACUUCUAAAGCAACUUCUAAAGCUAAAACACCUCCUAAAGAGGUUGCUAAAACUGUUCCUAAAGAGGUUGCUAAGACUAUUCCUAAAGAGGUUUCUAAAACUAUUCCUAAAGAGGUUUCUAAAACUAUUCCUAAAGAGGUUGCUAAAACUAUUCCUAAAGAGGUUGCUAAAACUAUUCCUAAAGAGGUUGCUAAAACUAUUCCUAAAGAGGUUGCUAAAACUAUUCCAACAGAGGUUGCUAAAAUUAUUCCUAAAGAGGUUGCUAAAAUUAUUCCUAAAGAGGUUGCCAAAACACCUAAAGAGGUUGCUAAACCUAUUCCUAAAGAGGUUGCUAAAACUAUUCCUAAAGAGGUUGCUAAAACUAUUCCUAAAGAGGUUUCUAACACUAUUUAUAAAGUGACUUCUAAACCGGCAAAAGAGGUUGCUAAAUCAAUUGCUGAAGAGGCUGCUAAAACUAUUAAACUAAGAGAAACAGCCAAAUUGAUUCCUAAAGAGAAUGUUAAAACACCUCCUAAAGAAAUUGUUAAAGCUAUUCAUACAGAGGCUCCUAAAACACCUCUGAAAGACACUCCGAAAACAAGCCCAAAAGAAACUCCCAAAACAAGUCCGAAAGACACUCCCAAAACAAGUCCAAAAGAGGCUGUGAAAAUACUUCCCAAAGACCCUCCUAAAACAAGUCCAAAAGAGGCUGUGAAAACACCUCCCAAAGACACUUCUAAAACUAGUCUAAAAGAGACACCUAAAAUGGUUCCUAAAGGGGCAUCUAACACGCUUCCUAAAAUGGCAGCUAAAGAAGCCCCUGAACUAUCUACCCAAACGUUCCCUGAGCUUGAUGUCAAACACAGCUUCCAACCGAGCCAGACCAAGUCAUCCACCAUGUACCGUAGCCAGAGCGAGAUCCGGUCUGAGAAAGUUGUAGAGGAGGUGCCCAAGUCCUGGAGCAGCCGCCUCAGCAUCGACCUCACCGACAAAGCUCCGUCCUUCAGCUUUGGGUUCGGCUCCACCCUGAAGAAGGCAAAAUCAGCCCUGGAGGUGGUGUGGAAGUCAGGCCCUCCACCUAGUGCCGCUCCCCCGGAGCCACCCCCAGACUCAGGCUCCUUCAUGGGCCGCUUCCGCACACUGUCCACCUCCACGGCCAACGACUCCAGCACCACCAUUGACUCAGACGUCUACACAGAUUCCUUCGUCUACAAGGCUGAAGAUGAAGAUGAGGCUGCCGCUGGUGACCAGCUGGAGGACAACGAGACCGCCUAUGUCGGGGUGAUGGAGCAGGUCCUGGCCAACCUGGAGAACCGGUCCAACGCCAACGACACAGAAGAGACAGAGGAGUUUGAGGAGCCCAUACUGGAUUAUGAUCCUGAUGCCUCUCAGGAUUAUGUCUCUGAAGACUAUGAGGCUACCACUCAGGAUUACGAGGACUCUGAGGAAGUUGAGGCCACCCAGGAGGCUGCAGUCAUUCUGGAGUAUGACUGUAGUCUGGACGAGCAGUACGACGAGGAGUACAGUGAGGAUUACGUUGAUGAUGCCAUGACGGGGGACACGGCAGAGGACACAGCAGAGUAUGAAGCCAUGGUGGAGUAUGUCGAGGUGGAGGAGCCUGACGAGGAGGAAGAAGAGGAAGAGGAGGAGGAAGAGGAGUUAAUGGAGGACAUGGAAGAAGGGGAUGAAAUGGAGGAGGCCUCCGAAGCUUCUGCGUCGGAGAGGACGGAAAACCUAGAGGAUGAGAACAAAAACAUUCCGGAGAAGGAGGAGAUGCCUGCAGAGGCUCCGCCCAAAAAGCGCAUCCGUCCUACGUUUAAGGAGGCUGCACUGAGGGCCUACAGGAAGCAGAUGGACGAGCUGCAGCAGCAGAUCCUGGCUGGAGAAAAACCUCCACCACACAACAAGCCUCUCAAUGUGCUGGAUCCCAAAGUACUGGGCCUACAGGCUGUCGGAGGAGCUGGCUGCAUUCUUUAUGGCAUUGACAGCAUGCCAGAUUUACGCCGCAAGAGGACCUUACCUAUUGUCCGAGACCUGGCUAUGACUCUCGCUGCUCGAAAGGCAGGCAUCUCGUUCGCCCUGGUGACUAGAUCGACCCUGAACAACGAGGACCUGAAACUGCACGUGUUUAGGAAGACGUUGCAGGCGUUGAUCUAUCCCAUCUCGUCUACGACGCCUCAUAACUUUGAGGUGUGGACGGCCACCGCCCCAACCUACUGCCACGAGUGUGAGGGCCUGCUGUGGGGCAUCGCCAGGCAGGGUAUGCGCUGCUCUGAGUGUGGUGUUAAAUGCCACGAGAAGUGUCAGGAUCUACUCAACGCUGACUGUCUACAGAGGGCGGUGGAGAAGAGUUCUAAGCACGGCGCUGAGGACAAGACCCUGAACAUCAUCAUGGCCAUGAAGGAGAGGAUGAAGAUCAGGGAGAAGAACCGGCCUGAGGUGUUUGAGGUCAUCCAGGAGAUGUUUGGGAUCUCUAAAGAGGACUUCACUGGACACCUGAAGACCGCCAAGCAAGCAGUGCUGGAGGGAACCUCCAAGUGGUCCGCCAAGAUCAACAUCACAGUGAUGUGUGCCCAGGGUCUGCAGGCCAAGGAUAAGACAGGUUCCAGUGACCCCUAUGUGACUGUCCAGGUAGGGAAGACCAAACGACGUACCAAGACCAUCUUUGGAAACCUCAACCCUGUCUGGGACGAGAAGUUCUUCUUUGAGUGUCACAACGCUACAGACCGGAUCAAGGUGCGUGUGUGGGAUGAGGAUGAUGACAUCAAGUCUCGCAUGAAACAACACUUCAAACGAGAGUCGGACGACUUCCUGGGUCAGACCAUCAUCGAGGUCCGCAUGCUCAGCGGGGAGAUGGAUGUGUGGUACAACCUGGAUAAGAGAACUGAUAAGUCGAUGGUGUCGGGAGCCAUCAGAUUGAAGCUCAACGUGGAGAUGAAGGGAGAGGAGAAAGUAGCUCCGCCCCACGGCCAGUACACCUGUUUACAUGAGAACCUGUUCCACCACCUGACGGAGGUAAAGAACAGUGGAGCGGUGAAGAUCCCAGAGGUGAAAGGAGAGGAGGCGUGGAAGGUCUACUAUGACGACGUGUCCCAGGAGAUAGUGGACGAGUUCGCCAUGAGAUACGGAGUAGAGUCCAUCUACCAGGCCAUGACGCAUUUCUCCUGUCUGUCCUCUAAGUACAUGUGUCCGGGGGUUCCAGCGGUGAUGAGUAACCUGCUAGCCAACAUCAACGCCUACUUUGCCCACACCACCACCGUCUCAACCAACAUCUCUGCCUCCGACCGCUUCGCUGCAUCCAACUUUGGGAGAGAGAAAUUUGUCAAACUUCUAGAUCAGCUGCACAACUCUCUGAGGAUUGAUCUGUCCAAGUACCGGGAUAAUUUCCCAGCUGGUAACCCAGAGCGUCUCCAGGACCUGAAGUCUACUGUGGAUCUUCUCACCAGCAUCACCUUCUUCAGGAUGAAGGUACAGGAGCUACAGAGUCCUCCCAGAGCCAGUAUGGUGGUGAAGGACUGUGUCAGAGCCUGUCUGGACUCAACAUACAAAUACAUCUUUGACAACUGUCAUGAACUCUACAACCAGCUACUAGACCAGGCCCGUAAGCAGAAUCUUCCCCGGGAGGAGCAGGGUCCGUCUAUAAAGAACCUGGACUUCUGGCCCAAGCUCAUCACUCUCAUGGUGUCUGUGAUCGACGAGGACCGCACCGCCUACACCCCUGUCAUCAACCAAUUUCCCCAAGAGCUGAAUAUGGGGAAGGUCAGCGCUGAGUUCAUAUGGAACCUGUUUGCCCUGGACAUGAAAUACGCCAUGGAAGAGCACGAUAAGCACCGUCUAUGCAAGAGCACAGAGUACAUGAACCUUCACUUUAAAGUUAAGUGGUUCCACAAUGAGUACGUCCGCGAACUGGCUGCCUUCAAGGACACCCCCCCUGAGUAUUCUCUGUGGUUCGAGCCGUUUGUCAUUCAGUGGCUGUCUGAGAAUGAGGAUGUUGCCAUGGACUUCCUACACGGAGCUCUGGGGAGCGACAAGAAGCUUGGCUUCCAGCCAACAUCGGAACAUGUCCUGUUCUCCUGUUCGGUGGUGGAUGUGUUCACUCAGCUCAACCAGAGUUUUGAGAUCAUUAAGAAGCUGGAGUGCCCCAACCCACAGGCCCUGGCUCACUUCAUGUGCCGCUUUGCUAAGACCAUCAACAAAGUUCUGUUGCAAUAUGCUGCAAUCAUAACCAAGGAUUUUGGCUUGUAUCUGAACCAGGAGAAAGUGCCCUGCAUCCUCAUCAACAACAUCCAGCAGCUCAGAGUUCAGCUGGAGAAGAUGUUUGAGUCCAUGGGAGGCAAACAGGAAGGGGCUGUGUCCUUUUGCAAGCUGGAUGCUGAGGCCAGUGAACUACUGAAGGAACUGCAGAACAAACUCAACAUCGUGCUGGAUGAGCUCAGUGCAGUCUUCGGCUCCAGUUUCAAACCGGUGAUUGAGGACUGUGUAAAGCAGAUGAACCAGGAAUUAGUCCAGAUGAAGGGGAGUGCUGCAGGGAAGAGCAACGCUGCCAUGGACGCUGAGACUGUCCUCAGACCACUCAUGGACCUCCUGGAUAAAAAUUUGAUUUUAUUUGCAAAGAUCUGUGAGAAGACGGUGUUGAAACGAGUCCUGAAGGAACUGUGGAAGAUCGUCCUCAACACUAUUGAGAGAAUGAUAGUCUUACCUCCUCUCAAUGACCAGAAUCAAGGAGCCCAGAUGAUUUUCAGUGCUGCCAAGGACCUGGGACAGCUAUCCAAACUCAAGGACCAUGUGAUCAGAGAGGAAGCCCGUAGCCUGACACCAAGACAGUGUGCAGCCAUGGACCUUGUCCUUCCCACCAUCAAGCAAUAUUUUCACGCCGGAGGAAACGGUUUGAAGAAGACGUUCCUUGAGAAGAGCCCUGACCUCAAGUCCCUCAAAUACGCUCUGAGCCUUUACACACAGCCUACUGAUGCCUUGAUCAAGAAGUAUAUAUGCACCCAAACCUCUCAAGGUCAGUCUACCGACAGCUCCGUGGGGGAGGUGUCCAUGCAGGUGGAUCUCAUCUCUCACCCUGGCACUGGAGAGCACAAAGUCAACGUGAAGGUGGUGGGGGUCAACAACCUAAGCUGGCAGACCAAUGCCAUGUUCCGACCGUUCGUGGAGGUAAAUGCGGUCGGGCCGCACCUCGCCGACAAGAAACGCAAGUUCACCACCAAGACCAAGAACAACAAUUGGUCACCAAAGUACAACGAAACAUUCCAAUAUGUUCUGAGCAAUGAGUACGGUCCAGAGUGCUACGAGCUCCACGUCUCAGUGAAGGACUACUGCUUCGCCAGAGAGGACCGUAUCAUCGGCAUGGCGGUCCUCCAGCUCAGAGACCUGGCCGACCAGGGGAGCUGCUGUGCCUGCUACCCCCUGGUGAAGAGCAUCUCCAUGGACGACACCGGACUCACCAUCAUGAGGAUACUCUCUCAAAGGACCAACGACGAAGUGGCCAAAGAGUUUUGUCGUCUCAAGACCGACAUACGCUCUUCAGAGGAGGUCGCCUCCUAGUAUGGAGAUGUGAUGGAGGGAUGGAUGGAAUGAAUGGAUGAUUGCAUGGAAGGGAAGAGAGGAGGGGAAGAGAGGGAGGGAGGCAAGGGGAAGGAAGGAAGGAAGGAAGGAAGGAAGGAAGGCAGUUGAGGAGUUGUGUUGUCUGUUUUUGUGCAUGUGUGUAAAACAUCUGUUGGAAUGUUCAUUUUAAACUACAGUAUGUACCAGUGUUUACUUACCGUAUGCUCAAUAUUAAGUACUAUAUUCAACGAGUUAUGUUAACGAGACAUGAAAUACCUUUUUGUACAACAUUUAGAUUUGUUCCGAUAAAGUGCCAAACCAGAGGAAAAAAAGUACAACAACAAAACAAACAACAAAAGAUAAUAGUGAUGAAUUAUGGUGAUACUUAAUAUGUUUGAUGAAAAAUUUGCUUGAUUAUUUGGUUCAGUGUAAAAUCAUUGUCUCAAAAAAACGGUGGUGUUUUAAUCGUUAAAAAUCGUUCAUUUGCACCCUGUUUUGUUACUCGUCCCCUCACACAGCACUUGUUGUGCAUGUCCCGUUUACAACCAUGUCUCUUCUAUCAUCUCACAGUGACCACAGGGUUGGGGUCCAUGUACCCUGGCCCUAAAACUCUUUGUAUUUAAGCCGAAACCUGAAAAGAGACCAUUUUUUUAACGGCGAUGACUGCUAUGUAAACCUUCAUAGGUGUUUGUAAUUUUAUAACCAUGACAACAACGAAAAGCCUCCAGUGCUGUCAGUCAACACAGAAAGGGUGGAUCCUAUUUUUUCUUUUUCUUUUUGCCUGUAAUCUUUCCGUUUGGCCAUCGGCUUCCAGCCUUUCUGUACGACCACUGUGAACACGAGCUUUGGAAGGCAAGCCGACAUAACAUUGCUGACGGUUUGAUAUUGUUGUUUCAUAUUUAUUAAGAUAACUUUGUUCCUGAGAAACUGCCAAAGUUAUAUAAAAAUGUUUGUACAAAAGCAAUCCAUUACAUGUAUGAAAAAUAUAUAUGUACAUGUGAACUAUUUACUUUUACAAUGCUAAAUAUCUGAUUGUUGAUGGGGCGGUUCUAGAACAAUUUUUUUGAGUUUGUGUGAAGCUAUUUACAAGAUUUGAGAGUCGCAAAAUGUUACUUUACACACGAGUUGAAUUGAGCUUCUGCCAUUUGGUUUAUUUUUCUUCAUAAAGGAAAGAGUCUAACAUUGGGUAAAUAUGCAACAUUCCUAUGUAUUGCACUGAUGGCGAAUUGUAUGUCAUGUAAAUAUAUUUAGUGAGAAAUUGUACAAAACAAA